UUGACCAGGGGGCAGGGGCGAGUUGACUUAACACGAUCGAUGGUCACGAUGGUUAACGGGGCUUUCCAACAUCCUCCUUUUUCGUUUUCUGUCUUUUUACGUUCUGAUGAAUUAUUAUUAUAACAACUUUGUAAGCAGUGUAAGGAGAACGUGGAACUUCUGGUCUCUUUUGCAGCCACAAAAGGUGUCCAGAAACGUCCGUGGGACCAUGAGUUCACAAGAAAUUGAUCAUGAUGAUGUACCAAUGCCUCUUCUACAGAAGUUUAAAUCCUCUGGUAAUCCGCUGUUUGUUGUCAGAAAAAAUAGAGAGGAGUACGUGCACAAGACAUUGGAGGAGAAAGCCAAAGAGGCAAGGUGGAAACGCUCGGCAAUCACCAGUCUAGAUGACAUACCCACCUGGCCCAAUUACGCAACCCAGAAUGAGCUGGAAAGACAGCCAGCAAAGAAGUCCAAGGGACUCAGCCUUGGGAGUAAGCUGUCCAUAUGGCAGGGAGAUAUUACCAAGCUGGAUGUGGAUGCCAUAGUGAACGCCGCAAACAGGUCCCUUCUGGGUGGCGGUGGAGUUGACGGCGCUAUACACAGAAUGGCUGGGAAUAAACUGCUGCAAGAAUGCAAGAUUUUAGAUGGAUGUGAGACUGGGGAUGCUAAGAUAUCAGGAGGAUAUCUACUUCCAGCCAGAUAUGUCAUCCACACUGUCGGGCCCAUUGUCCGUUCUUGCGGCAGAGGAGGUGUCCCUAAGGAGAGCAGACAGCUCCUGGAGAGCUGCUACAGGACCUGCCUGGAGAAGGCCCAGCGUCACAACAACAAGCAGAGACACAGGCUGGAGGAACAGGCUGAACUCAAGAAAGCGGCGGAAGCUGCUGCCGCUGAGAGUAGGGAGCAACAGAGAGAGGAAAGCCUAGUGGUUCAAGAGGGUCAAGAGGUUGCGAAACCGGAGACAAAGGAUGCAAAGCAGGAGACAAAGGAUGCAAAGCAGGAGAUGGAGGAUGCAAAGCAGGAGACGAAGGAUGCAAAGCAGGAGACGAAGGAUGCAAAGCAGGAGAUGGAGGAUGCAAAGCAGGAGAUGGAGGAUGCGGAAAGGAGUAUGGAAGGAGGAACACACCUCAAGGAGGAUGCAGGAGGUAGCAUCUCAGAUGACACUGAUGGAAGGAAGGUCAGGAAGCACGGGAAGCACGAGCAGAAAGACGACGGAAAGGGAGACAUAGAAGAUGGCAAUGGAACAAACUCAAAAGAAACUGAAACAGCCACUGAAACUAAGCUGGAACCUUGUCCAGGUGGAGAUAAAGAACAAAGUGACGUAUCAAGAGGGGAGAGUCAGUCAGACAUCAGGAGCACGGGAGAGCCAAAAGCUGAGAAACUUCCCAAGAAGGAGAGUCAGUCAGACACCAGGAGUAAAGGAGAGUCAAAAACCGAGACUCAUCUCAAGAAGGAGGCAGCAAUAGUUAAACCGGAACCAUUCAUUCGAUCCAUUGCCUUCCCCUGCAUAUCAACUGGAAUUUUUGGUUACCCUCAAGAAGAUGCUGCCAGUGUCGUAUUACAAACUGUCAGAACAUGGUUGGAAAACAACGAGAAAUGCGACAUUGAGAGGAUUGUCUUCUGCCUGUUUCUGGACGGUGACGUUGAGAUCUACGAAGAGCAGCUGCCUACCUACUUCCCACUCAAUGGUAACACCUCCAGUCUGUAAGAUCAAAGUGAACCCUGUGAAUCAAGAGAGACAGAAAAGUCCCAAGAGACGCAAGUUUAGUUCCCCAUCUAGCCCCUUGUCCACUCGAUGGAAGAAAAGUUAUAGGUUACUCUUGAUGGUUCUUCUACAGAACCAACACAUAUACAGUAAACUCCGGCUAAACCGACAUCGUACAGCUCAGUCGGCCGUCUGACUUAAGUCCAUUUUGGGGGUCGUCUUAUUGAAUGACCAGUGCUGCAGUCAGUGCAUGCGUGGUAUAUACCGGAUCACGCACGCAUUUAAUUCGUUACUGUGCA
Patiria miniata (bat star) is the source of this 1980-nucleotide messenger RNA. RefSeq names its product ADP-ribose glycohydrolase MACROD2-like. Gene Ontology annotation, cellular component: nucleoplasm. The record is from RefSeq and is a predicted model, not a curated record. Gene Ontology annotation, biological process: peptidyl-glutamate ADP-deribosylation; DNA damage response; purine nucleoside metabolic process. Bases 107 to 1684 code for a protein of 525 amino acids. Lineage: Eukaryota; Metazoa; Echinodermata; Asteroidea; Valvatida; Asterinidae. The transcript is spliced from 10 exons. Gene Ontology annotation, molecular function: ADP-ribosylglutamate-[protein] hydrolase activity.